This is a messenger RNA of Lampris incognitus (smalleye Pacific opah), 1371 nucleotides long. RefSeq names its product hepatic and glial cell adhesion molecule a (gene hepacama). The record is from RefSeq and is a predicted model, not a curated record. NCBI's taxonomy places the organism in Eukaryota, Metazoa, Chordata, Actinopteri, Lampriformes, Lampridae. The transcript has 7 exons. Bases 1 to 1371 code for a protein of 456 amino acids.
AUGAAGGUGGAGAGGAAGAGCUCCUCUACAGGCGACAGACUGACAGACAUUCCUCAAAUAAGGACAUGGACGCUCUUUGGCCUCUUCUUUCCACUCCUCUUCCUCACAGGUGAUGUGUUGGGUGUAAAUGUGACCAGUCUAACACAGCUGGUGAGAGGCAAGAUGGGCGGAGAGGCCCUGCUGUCUGUCAGCUACUCCAGCAGCAGCUCAGACCAGCCUGUCAUCAAGUGGCAGCUGAAGAGAGACAGAGAAAAGCCCAUCACCGUGGUGCAGUCCGUAGGAACCAGCAUCAUAGGCAACCUGAGGCCCGAGUACCGCAACCGGGCACUGGUGUUUGAGAAUGGCUCACUGCUACUCCACAACCUGCAGCUGGCAGAUGAAGGGGCGUACGAAGUGGAGAUCUCCAUCACUGAUGAUACCUUCACCGGAGAGCACUAUAUUGAACUCAGUGUGGAUGUUCCUGUGUCCAAACCUUAUGUCCAGAUGAUGGCCUCCUCCGUCCUGGAGUACAGCGAGUAUUUUCACCUUCAUUGUUCUCAUGACAAUGGCACCAAGCCCAUCUAUAGUUGGCUAAAGGGAGGCAAGGUGUUGGCCAACGACUCACGAAUGCUGUUGUCACAUGACCAAAAGGUAUUGACCAUCUCACGGGUGCUGAUGUCAGAUGACGACAUCUACUGCUGCACGGUGGAGAACCCCAUCAGCAACAUGAAGAGCAUACCCGUCAAACUCACUGUCUACAGAAGAAGCUCGCUAUACAUCAUCCUGUCCACUGGGGGCAUAUUCCUCCUCAUCACCCUGGUGACUGUGUGUGCCUGCUGGAAACCUUCCAAAAUGAAGCAUCAGUCUGUCCCCCAAGGGCCUCCUGUCUACAUGGACCAAAGUGAAAAUGGCCAUGAUGUUGAUGUUGUACCUAAACCAACCACACUUGGUCGCAGAAGUCCCAUGCCUCUCUAUGUUCUCAAUGAAGAUGAAACUCUGGAGCGUUUGGAAGAAUGUUCAGGUAAUGCCGUCAACCAAUCAGAGACGGGGAGCUUUGCAACCUACAUCCCCUCCCAUCCUCUAUCCUCCAAGACAUCUGACAGACCCAUUUGGUCUGCCCCACGCAUUUACCACCGUAGUCCACUGCCCUCUCCUCUGGCACACCCACUUCCUCAGCGGCCCCCAUGCCCUCCCCUGCGCCCUGUCCAUUCCCCUACCCACUCUCCUGGCUCGUCUCCUCAUGUCUUCAGCCCUGUGAAAAAGUUACGUCCCACUGCAGCAAUCCCGACCAGCCAACGGCCGGGCGAAGCAGCGGAAAGUCCAGAGACAUGUGACCAGACUGACUCUCCCUCUCCAACAAUGCCCCGAGCCAAUGUUUCCCAGUAUUCCUAG